Molecule: messenger RNA, 3042 nt
Organism: Ostrea edulis (European flat oyster)
Lineage: Eukaryota; Metazoa; Mollusca; Bivalvia; Ostreida; Ostreidae
Product: WD repeat-containing protein 3-like
Exons: 22
Coding region: 33-3002 (989 amino acids)
Biological process (GO): maturation of SSU-rRNA
Cellular component (GO): Pwp2p-containing subcomplex of 90S preribosome; small-subunit processome
Molecular function (GO): snoRNA binding; protein binding
Source: RefSeq, a predicted model, not a curated record
CUAUUUCUAUCGCUCCUCCUUUUAUCCAGUCGAUGUUAACUGUCCUCUUUUUUAUGUUCCGAAGAAGCCACCGUAAUUUAUAUUCCGGAAUAAGUUUCUGUAUUCGAUUUCAGUUUCUCACUUAUAAUAACCGGAAGUUGGUAUUAGAAACUGUAAACACGUGUGUGCUGUGUGAGUUUGUUGAGACAAUCUUUCAUGGCUUCUUGAAUUGUGAGAUGGGUUUAACGAGGCAGUAUCUACGAUACAUUCCUGGGCCAGUGAUAGGGCUUGUAGGGGGACAGAAAUCAAACAUCGUUUUCCUGGACAUCAAAGGAGUGAAGGGAAAAUAUUGUGCUGUUGGAGCAUGUGAAAAUGUUCUGGUGUGGGAUCUCAGGACCGGGGAAAAGCACAUAGAACUACCUGGGGACAAGAGUGAAGUGACCCAGAUUGCUAAAUCACCAGAUAAGAGGCAUGUAGCAGUGGGGUACAGUGAUGGCAUGGUGAAGGUAUUUGACCUUCAUGUGGGAGAGGUCAAGGUCAACUUCAGUGGACACAAGUCUGCGGUCACAGCUCUAAAUUAUGAUCAUCAAGGACUGCGGCUUGUCUCAGGUGCCAAGGACACGGAUGUGAUAGUGUGGGAUAUAGUCAAUGAAUCUGGACUGUUCAGACUGAAGGGUCACAAAGGGCAGAUAACUCAGGUGGUGUUCCUGAAAGAGAGAAAUGUCAUAGUUUCAAGUUCUAAGGACACUUUCAUCAAGUUUUGGGAUCUGGACACACAGCAUUGCUUUAAGACGCUGGUGGGACACAGGAGUGAGGUUUAUGAUUUUGUGGUGGUUAGAAAUGGCCAGCGUUUGAUCACGGGUUCAGCUGACAGUGAACUUAGAGUGUGGGACAUUGAAUAUGUGGAUAGUCUGAAUUCAGAGGAAGAUGAAGAACCUGCUCUUAAGAGAAUCAAGAUGGAAGAGGAGGUGGGGGAGGAGGAGGAGGAGGAGGAAGAUCUGCAUAUUUUGAAGUGUACAAAAAUUGGGUCAGUGAUGCGACAAGGGAGAGAUCGUCUGAUGUCCAUGACAACAGACGCCAAUGGUUCUGUUCUGAUCUGUCAUGGAAACAAUAAAUUUCUGGAAGUGUUCAAGUUGCCUUCGAUCGACGAUCUUAAAAAGCACUUGGCCAAAAGACAGAAAAAGCUCCGAAAGAAAGCAAGGGACUCUGGGACUGACUGUGUUGGGGAGGCAAUGCUUACUGUGACAGAUGAAAUCAUUCAAUAUGGACUGCACAAGAUGGCGGCCAACAUCGUGUCAGUGGAUACGGUUUUAGAAAAUCCAGGACAGUGCAAGGUUUUAGUCCUUCUGAAUAACAACAUGUUGCAACAUUGCAGUCUGGGGCUAGACCAGAAACAGAAUGACCCCCAGGGGAUGACGAAAUUAAGCCUCCCCGGACACAGGUCAGAUGUCAGGACACUGUGUUUCAGCUCCGAUAAUACGGCCAUUCUGUCAGCGAGUGGUGAGAGUGUCAAAAUCUGGAACAGGGCCUCUAAUCAGUGCAUCAGAACCAUGACUUGCGACUAUGCCCUGUGCUCUGUGUUUGCACCAGGAGAUCGACACAUCAUCAUUGGUACAAAGAGCGGGAAACUACUCAUCUUUGAUGUUGGCAGUGGUGGACUCUUGGAGGAGCUGGAGGCCCAUAAAGGGGCAGUGUGGUCCUUAUGUAUGUCACCAGACAGGAGGGGAAUAGCUACAGGUAGUGCUGACAAGUCCGUCAGUUUUUGGAAGUUCGAGCUGAUCACCGACGAAAAGUUCUCCCUCACAAGUAAAAGGCUGACCCUGGAGUUGGAGAAAACUUUGAAGAUGGAUGAAGACGUGCUUUGUGUCAAAUACAGUCCGGAUCAGCGCCUUAUAGCUGUUUCUCUGUUAGACAAUACAGUGAAGGUCUUCUUUGCUGAUACUCUGAAGUUUUUCCUGUCCUUGUAUGGACACAAACUCCCUGUCACCUGUAUGGACAUCUCGCACGACAGCACUCUUCUCGUGUCCGGAUCAGCGGACCGGAACAUCAAGAUCUGGGGGCUGGACUUUGGAGACUGCCACAAAUCAAUUUUUGCUCAUGAUGAUAGUGUUAUGUGUACUCAUUUUAUAUCCAAAACUCAUUUAAUCUUCACUGGUGGAAAAGACGGGAAAAUUAAGCAGUGGGACGCAGACAGCUUUGAGCACAUUGUCACGCUUCAGGGCCAUCACGCGGAGGUAUGGAGUUUGACUGUGAGUUCCACGGGGAACUUCCUGGUGACAGCAUCACAUGACAAGUCCAUCAGAGUGUGGGAGAAAACCAAGGAGAUUGUCGUCUUAGGGGAGGAGAGGGAGAUGGAGAGAGAGAGGGAGGAUGAAGAAGCUAUUGGAGGGGAAAUGGUUGUUCCAGGAGAAUCUAACACAGAAGUGACCUUAGCUGGCAAGAAAACCAUAGAAACAGUCAAAGGGGCAGAGAGGCUAAUGGAAGCUUUAGACCUUUACAAAGAGGAAUCGGCCAGACUGAAGGAUCACAGAGAACAGAGUCGGAGGAAAGGACAGAAGUUGCCUCCCCUGUCACUUAAUCCGAUGUUUAUGGCGUACAAGUGCGACACACCUGAGCGAUACAUGCUGGAGAUGCUGCGCAAAAUUAAAUCCAGCGAGCUGGAGGAGUCUCUCUUGGUCCUGCCUUUCUCCUACGUGGUAGACCUCCUGAAAGUUUUAGAGGUGUUCAUCGACUCUGGCUGGGAAGUGGAACUCUCCUGUCGCUGUUUGUUCUUCCUCCUCCGAGUUCAUCACGGCCAGAUCACCUCCAAUCUCGUCCUUCUCCCUGUAAUAGACAGACUCAGACAGAAGACUCGAGAUCGAGUGGGUGAACUCAGGGAUAGGAUUGGGUUCAAUAGGGCAGGGAGUGAAUUCGUACAGAAACAAAUUGAGCUGGCACAAGAAACAGUCUUCUUCAGCGAUGCCACAGGGAGGUUCAGAGAGAGGAAGAGAAAGAAGAGAGCGAUUUUAGCUGUGAAAGUAUAAACCACAGAAUACAUAAUAAAAUAUUGUCUUAUAUCUGAAA